AUGGGAGUUGGGCCAAUAUCCUCAUGUGAUGAGUGGACAGUUCUUCUGAAUCUCAAUCUUCAUCGUGAUGUCAACCGUUUUGGACACACAGCAGUUGUCAGCAAUGGCUCAAUGUACGUUUUUGGUGGUUUCUCUGGUGUGAUCCUGAACGAUGUGCUUGUGUAUAAGCCUGCCAACUGUGAGGCCUUCCUCGAGGUGGGUCUUUGUCAGAGCUCUGGUCCUGGUGUUCGCUGUGUCUGGAUUGAGGAACGCUGUGUACCUUGGGACUCCAGCCAUGCUAAUGACAGUGUGCCUGCCUCUUUCUGUCCUGCACGCACCUAUUCAGCUGAUACGCAGUGUAAGCAGUUUUCAGACUGUGUUUCCUGUACGGCCAACACCAAUGACUGCCAAUGGUGCGAAGACAAGACAUGCAUCUCUUCUUCAAGCAACUGCACUGUGCUUACAAUUGAUCUUGCCCGCCACCCUCGAGGUCCCCUGUACCUCAACCCUCCCCCUGCAAUGCUUUCUGAGCAGCAGCUCUCUAUUUGGAGACCUGGUGUGCGCAAAAACGGCCAGUCUGUGAAGAACUUUACCAAAUGCAGUGUUCGAAGUGAGCAGAUUUGCAGCAAACUGGUGAACUGCAGGAGUUGCUUGCUUAACAUCAACUGUCAGUGGGAACCACAACAGCAGGAAUGUCACGCUUUGCCUGCACACUUGUGCGGAGAGGGUUGGAGUCAGGUUGGGGAUGCAUGUCUGAGGCUGAACGCAAGUAAGGAGAGUUAUGAUAAUGCCCAGCACUACUGUAAAAACCUGGACGGCAACAUUGCCUCUCUGACCUCCGCCAGGCAGGUGGACUUCAUACUGGAUGAGCUGCAGAAGUAUCAGCUGCAGGAGAAGAAACUAACUCCCUGGGUGGGUCUAAGGAAGAUAAAUGUUUCAUACUGGGGGUGGGAGGAUAUGUCUCCCUUUACUGACAGCACGCUCCAGUGGUUACCAGGGGAGCCAAGUGACUCAGGGUUUUGUGCAUACCUGGAAAGAGCUGAGGUAGCCGGACUCAAAGCCAAACCCUGCACUGCCAACACCGAGGGGCUGAUCUGUGAGAAGCCAGUUGUGAGCCCAAACCUUGGCGUGCUUCCAUGUAAAAUUCCCUGCGCCCUGCGAAACAGCUGCGCCAACUGCACCAGCCAGGCCAUGGAGUGCAUGUGGUGUGGCAGCACCAAGCGCUGUGUGGAUUCCAAUGCAUAUGUCAUCUCCUUCCCAUAUGGCCAGUGCCUUGAGUGGCAAACUGGAGACUGUGGUGCUCAGAACUGUUCAGGUCAUCGUACAUGUGGUCAGUGCCUGGAACAUCCUGACUGUGGUUGGUGCGGAGACCCUACAGACACAGGUCAGGGUCAGUGUAUUGAGGGAUCAUACCGUGGACCAAUGAGGAGCCUGAGCAGACAUAGCCGAGAGAGGGUAUUGGACACUAGUAUCUGUUCAAGGGAAAAGGGCUAUGACUGGGCCUACAUAACCUGCCCAGCAUGCCAAUGUAACGGGCACAGUACGUGUGUUAAUGGCAGUGUAUGUGAGCAGUGCAAAAAUCUCACAACUGGGCCGCAGUGCCAGAUCUGUCUACCUGGUUACUAUGGAGACCCCACAAAUGGAGGGAAAUGCCAAGCCUGCAGAUGUAACAACCACACCAACAUGUGCCACUCCAGCUCAGGGAAAUGCUACUGUAGCACUAAAGGGGUCAAAGGGGACCAGUGCCAGCUAUGUGAUUCUGAAAAUCGCUACCUUGGCAACCCACUUAGAGGAACAUGCUACUAUAAUCUUCUGAUAGACUACCAGUUCACCUUUAGUCUGCUUCAGGAGGAUGAUCAGCAUUACAGAGCCAUUAACUUCAUGGCGACUCCGGAAGAGACCAAUAAGAACCUUGAUAUGUCAAUUAAUGCGUCUAACAAUUUCAACCUCAACAUAACAUGGUCUAUUGGCUCAACAGCGGGUACGAUCUCCGGGGAGGAAUUCCCCAUAGUGUCCAAGACUAACAUCAAAGAAUACAGAGACAGCUUCUCCUCUGAUACAUUCUCCUUCCUUGCAAAUCCCAACAUUACUUUCCAUGUUUAUGUCAGCAACUUUUCAUGGCCAAUCAAAAUACAGAUAUCCUUCUCUCAACACAGCAGUAUCAUGGACCUGGUACAAUUCUUUGUCACAUUUUUCAGCUGUUUCCUGUCCCUGCUGCUGGUUGCUGCUGUGGUUUGGAAAGUCAAACAGACGUGCUGGGCAUCACGCAGGAGAGAGCAACUAAUGCGAGAGCACCAGCAGAUGGCCAGUCGUCCGUUUGCGUCUGUUACAGUGGCACUUGAGACUCCAGAGGAAGAGGAGGAGCUUCUGCAGGGCCAGGUGGAGGCUGGUCCCUUAGCUGUGGAGCCAUGUUCUGGGAAUUGUGCUGCUGUGCAAACAUUGCUGAUGAGUCUUCCACGGUCAUCCUCUGGAGCACCUCCUCCUGGCCAGUGUGGUGAGAACUCACAAUUCAACAUUCACAUAACAUCUUAG
Molecule: messenger RNA, 2511 nt
Organism: Sinocyclocheilus grahami
Lineage: Eukaryota; Metazoa; Chordata; Actinopteri; Cypriniformes; Cyprinidae
Product: attractin-like protein 1
Exons: 20
Coding region: 1-2511 (836 amino acids)
Cellular component (GO): Golgi apparatus
Molecular function (GO): protein binding
Source: RefSeq, a predicted model, not a curated record